UAAUACUCUGGAAAAUAUAAGAUGUUGAAUGAAGCACCAGCACGCCCGUGUUGAAUUCUCCUAGGUCCUACCGAUCGAUUGAACCUCGAAGAACAAGAGUCGUUUCCAAUUUCUUUUUUUGAAUUUCUUCUUAGGGAUCGGAAUUAGUGAAGGGUUUGGGAAAUGGCGAGGAAGAAGGAGUCGGCGAUGACUCGGGCGGUGACUUCGGUGUUCGCCUUCGUCAGAUUUGCUGAGUUUGAGAUCCUGUUCAUUCUUUUCUUCAUCAUCGCUUUUCUCCUCUUCAAAGAUCUCACAUCAAGACCUGAAUACAAUCAGAUGCUUGUAAAGAAGCCCGGUGGGGUUGGUCUAUGGCCUUACUAGAUGGAUAUGUUUGAGGUCGCACGAAUGUCUUUUAUAUCAGCUUUAAUUAGUGCAAAUAUUCUGUCAACCGCUUGUAACGUCACGGUACUUUUUGCCUGCUUUUGAAUUUAUGUAUGCAUUUAUAAUGAAUACAUGCGAGACAAAGGACAAUGCCUAUCAAUAGGAAUCCAAAGAAAACUGUUUCCGUCAUCCUGGUAAUUCCUACAACUGUCUGUAUAUGGUUGGGUGAAGCUGUCAUAGAACUAGACAGUUGGAAAUCAAUCACAGGCUGGGUUGCCAAAAAGGCCACAAAGGUUGGGCCCUCGUUUGAUGCGUAUAGAUCGAUUGUUUUGUAUGGUCUGAGUUUAUCAGCACAUGAAUAUGUUGCUUAUUUACACGAGGUCCUGGUAAUUUUUUUC
Carya illinoinensis is the source of this 758-nucleotide messenger RNA. RefSeq lists its product as uncharacterized. The record is from RefSeq and is a predicted model, not a curated record. NCBI's taxonomy places the organism in Eukaryota, Viridiplantae, Streptophyta, Magnoliopsida, Fagales, Juglandaceae. The transcript is spliced from 2 exons. Bases 163 to 360 code for a protein of 65 amino acids.